GAGAGACGUGGUGGAACAGAGGUGACCUCAAUGCUUGCUCAAGCUGCCAAUGCAACAAAGGUGCUGCGUUCGGAGGCCCCAAGCCUCUACAGACGGCGCCGAGUUUCAGGGCCCCAGCCAUGGAACGCGACGAGCAGCGGCAGAAGGCAGCCGUCGCCAACUAUGCCGUCGAGAAGGACAAGCAGUUUAAGGCCCAGGACCUUGAGAUUGCCAAGCUACGUGAGCAAGUGUUGGAGGCAAAGAAUGGGCAGGCAGUGGACACGGCCACCAGCGACAAGGCCGACACCGACCAGAAGCGCCUCAAUGAGAUCAGCCAGACCCUCCGAGCGUUGGGCAACCUCACUGAGCCUGCUGUUGUGGCGGCGCGAGAGUCACUGGAAGCUGAGCGAAUGGCGAUUAAGUCCAAGAUCGUCAGCAGCAAGCCGCACUCCGCCCAGAUGCACCACUUCACCACUCGCAUUGAUGAGUUGCUUAAGAGCAGGCUGCAGCAGGAGGAGACCGUGGCAGAUCUGGAGAUCCAGAAAGUGGAGCUCGAAGCCAGGAUCGAAGGCGUCAAGAAGUCAAUUCAUACGCUGGCUACGGACAUCACUGACCUUGAGCACCAGCGGUUCGCGGUCUCGGCGCAGCUGCCGACGCCUCUUCCAGAAUCGUACUCGCUCAAGACCAUGGUGCCUGCCCUCGACCUGCCUGUCGACAAGCUCGGCCAGCCAAGUCCACCUUUGAGGCCCUUCGACAGCUACAAGCCAGAGCAGAUGCCGCCAAAGCCUCUGCCCAGCAACAGGCUGCAGGACCGCCAGGCCAACAGCCAGGGGGGUCCCAAGGACCCGACAGAGCAGCCAGACAAGACGAUGCUGUGCGCGUUCCUGUGCCAAUGGGACGCAGUGCACACGGAGUUUGUGGCGAGCGACGUGCACCAUUACGAGGGCUACCACAGCUUCGAUCCAGCCGCGGUCAUAAGGGACAUCAUGCGGCCGAUGGGCAGCAACUACGUCUACUUCGAGUACCUCGGUACCAGCUGGCUCGCAAUGUAUGCUGGGAGUAUGGCCAAGCUGUACCACAGAACUGGGAGGGUCCUUGCGGCCCACGUCCACUGGGGCGCCAAGCACGGCAUCGCCAUGCUAUCAAUCUACCUUCACGACGGCCAGGUCCUCUCAGACGCCAACGUGGAGAUUCUUCGGCAGGUCGCCGCCUAUAUAUGCGAGCUGGAGGCCCGAGAGCAGCCUUGGCUGCUAGCGGGGGACUGGAACAUGCAGGUGGACGACCUGCGGCACUGGUUCAACUCCAUAGGGGGUAUUGUCAUCCACCCCAACUGCCCCACCUGCCUGCAGGCGAAGCCUGGAACCAUGUACGACUACAUGUGCAUGCAUCCGCGGGUUGCUGAUCGGGCAGAGCAAGCUUUUAUACAUGAAGGCUCGGACUUGUUUCCACAUGUGCCUGUCAGAGUUCUGCUCCAGGAUGCAGAACAUGAGAUGUGGGUGCGAGUGCCUGACCAGCCUGCGUCCGUCGACACGGUGCCAAAGCCAAUAUGUGCGAGGUUCCCGCCCGUCGUCGAGUGGGACAUGGCCACGGAGCUCAUCGCUGCAGCCGAAGAUGCCGCCACCCUUGCUGACGCCUGGGACGCGGUCUUGAUGCAGAUCGAAGAGGAGCUACUGGACAGGCUCCAGGCCUACAAGUUGAUUGGGCGUUGGUUUCGGCACAUGAGAGCGAUGCAGCUGCGGAUGAUCUUGGCUGUGGAGAGGCUCCAGACUGAUUUUGACGUACCAGGUAAGUUUCCACGCCAUAUGCUGCCGGCCAACCACACUACUGAUAAUUAUUCAAGCUGGGCACGCUCCUUAUCUACCUUUGGUGCCUAUGACGUUGGGCUCAGCAUGACCGACGACACGGCCGCUAAUGACAAAGAGCUCAAGCUAUUGGCGAAGUUGGCAUGGGACCUCCAGGGUUCCUUCCAUAGGGCGUCUAAGGCUAAAUGGAGUAUGCAGCACCUCGACGACGACGAGCGCGCUCGAGCCCGUGACCUCUCCCACCAGUUCUGCUGUGAUGAUCUUCCUGAGACUGCACAGUUCGUCAUUGACAAAGUGGAGAGAGCGGUGCAGGCCAUUGGAGCGUUCAAAACGACAGAAUGGACGGAGUGGGCAAAGGCAUCCUUCAACAAUGGAGCGAGACAGGCGCACCGUUUCUCUAAGCUCAGAGACCUGCAGGAGGUCAGCGUAGCAGACCUACGCAUAGUCUUGCGCAAGUUCAAGCUCAAUUCAGCACUUGGACAGGUCAACCUCCACCCCAAGGUUGACCAGUGGGGCGUGCCCCACAGGGCUUUCUACGGGCCUUUGCCUGGGCGCCAGACGGUGCCCCGCGCUGAGAGGUGCAGGCGACACGCAAUGGUCACCUCAGGAAGCUUGCUCGUGCGGAGUGUGGCCGACAUCCUGGCACUGGUGUCCAGCUCGAGCUCAUGCCUGAGUCUCCUGACCGUGCAAGUGCCGCCGCCCAGUGCUCUUCUGUUCCUGCUGCUGCGGCAGCCUCGAGCAUCGUUGUGGGUUGUGGUGCUGGGGAGG
Prorocentrum cordatum is the source of this 2549-nucleotide messenger RNA. The record is from the annotation of a GenBank genome assembly. NCBI's taxonomy places the organism in Eukaryota, Dinophyceae, Prorocentrales, Prorocentraceae.